Molecule: messenger RNA, 2534 nt
Organism: Sorex fumeus (smoky shrew)
Lineage: Eukaryota; Metazoa; Chordata; Mammalia; Eulipotyphla; Soricidae
Gene: RBM23
Product: RNA binding motif protein 23
Exons: 14
Coding region: 209-1585 (458 amino acids)
Biological process (GO): mRNA processing
Cellular component (GO): nucleus
Molecular function (GO): RNA binding
Source: RefSeq, a predicted model, not a curated record
AAUGUUUCGGCGCCUGCGCAGAUUGGGGAAAGUUCUGGAAGACAGCACAGCUGCCGCCAUUUUGCGCGGACCGGAGUAGCUCCGUUUACGGUGUCGCUUUUACUGCGGAGACUCUGGAGAAGAGCCGUACGUCGCGCCCCCCCAAUACACGCAAAGGAACGGAGACCACCGGGAUCCCCCUGAGGGGACCCGGAACUGAUUUGUCACAAUGGCAUCUGACGACUUCGAUAUAGUGAUUGAGGCCAUGUUGGAGGCUCCCUAUAAAAAGGAAGAGGAUGAGCAGCAAAGGAAAGAGAUGAAAAAGGAGGGUGCUAGCAACACCACCAGCAGCACAGGCAGCACCAGCAGCACCAGCAAUGGAGGUUGUGGUACCAGUGGAAGCAGUACCAGUGGGGAAGCAAGCAAGAAAAAAAGGAGUCGGAGCCAUAGUAAAAGCAAGGACAGAAAGCGCAGCCGUAGCCGAGACCGAGACCGGCAUCGGCGGAGAAAUAGUCGGAGCCGGAGUAGAGAUCGGCAGCGGCGUUACCGUAGCAGGAGCCGGGACCGGCGACACAGGAGUGAGUCGCGAAGCCGGGAUCGUCGACGUGAAGAUCGUGUGCGCUAUAGGAGUCCACCACUUGUGCCUGGGCGUAGGUUUGGGCUCAGUAAGAGUCCUCAUUUCCGAGAGAAAAGUCCUGUCAGGGAGCCAGUUGAUAAUCUUAGUCCUGAGGAACGUGAUGCCCGCACAGUCUUCUGUAUGCAGUUAGCUGCCCGCAUUCGCCCUCGGGAUCUAGAGGACUUUUUCUCUGCUGUUGGCAAGGUUCGUGAUGUACGUAUCAUCUCUGAUCGGAACUCACGUCGCUCGAAGGGUAUAGCCUAUGUGGAAUUCUGUGAAAUUCAGUCUGUGCCCCUGGCCAUUGGACUGACUGGGCAGCGGCUUUUAGGAGUCCCAAUCAUUGUACAGGCCUCACAGGCUGAGAAGAACCGGCUGGCAGCUAUGGCCAACAACCUGCAGAAGGGUAGUGGCGGACCAACGCGCCUCUGUGUGGGCUCUCUGCACUUUAACAUCACAGAGGACAUGCUCCGGGGCAUCUUUGAGCCCUUUGGAAAAAUUGAUAACAUUGUCCUGAUGAAGGAUUCAGAUACAGGUCGCUCUAAAGGUUAUGGUUUCAUUACGUUCGCUGAUGCUGAGUGCGCCCGGCGGGCCCUGGAACAGUUGAAUGGUUUUGAACUCGCUGGUCGACCAAUGAAGGUUGGCCAUGUGACUGAGCGAUCGGACGGCAGCACAGACAUCAGUUUCCCUGAUGGAGACCAGGAGCUGGAUCUGGGUUCAGCCAAUGGACGUAUGCAGCUCAUGGCCAAACUGGCAGAAGGUUCUGGAAUCCAGCUACCAACAACAGCAGUUGCUGCCGCCGCUGCCCAGGCCGCCGCUGCCCAGGCCGCUGCUGCCCAGGCUGCCGCCUUGCAACUGAAUGGAGCAGUUCCCUUGGGGGCCUUGAACCCAGCAGCUCUCACUGCUCUGAGUCCAGCUCUGAACCUCGCCUCCCAGGCCAUUGCUUCCCAGUGCUUCCAGCUUUCCAGCCUUUUUACCUCCCAGACUAUGUAAAUCAGUGGUGCAGUGCACUGCCUCCCUGUGUUUCCGGGCCCUGCCAGUUCUUUCUCCAAAUCUGCCCUUCCAAGGCCCUUUCUCCAUUUUGUGGACCAAGCCAUUUGCAGGUGUGGACAUCGACUCUGUGGGAAACGGGGCCAUGUUUAGGCACCAAGAAGAACUCUUCCCUGUGACUUCACUGGAAGUGGACUCUGCUGAACAAAGGCACUAGUCAAAGAAAACAGAAUCUAUGCGGACAUGGAAUAGGCUCUCUCUCUGUGUCUGGCUUAAUGGAAGAAUUAAUUCAACCUUCUCUGUUCUUCUCUACCUUUACCUGACAAUCUGUCAAGGAGCAGCCUUUAAGACUUCUGGUCCAAAAGGACUUUGAAGUUUGAAGGGGGAACCUUGAAGGUGCUGGCUUGCUACUGCAAGGGCCCUGGAAGGUAGUGUGGACGUGUAUUGUGACACUUGCCUUAGGCCUUAGCUUGGGGCCACAACUAACUGCUGUGGGCUCUCAGUACCUAGCUGGGAGGUGUGGAAAUGAGCUGUCCUGCCAGGCAUUUUUGGUGUUUCAGGGGCACUCAGGAGUUUAGCGAAAGGUGGAAUACCUUUCCAAUAUUGCCCUUCUUCCUUUGUAUAGUUGUUCCUUUGGUCCAAGAGGGAAGAUGGAGGGGAAGCUACUACUCUUUCCACCACUUCCCAUGUGCCUCUACCGUGGGUUCAGCCCUAGCUGUUUAAAGCUGUACCUGUCCCGUACCUGAGUACAUGUGAGCCCUUCUCACUGGAUUUUAUACCCUUGUGACUGUGUACAUAAGUAUAUAUGAACUUUGUACAAAGGGCAGCCCUCCUGCCGUAGUGGCUGCUGUCCAUAUGUGUGUGGUCUCAGUCGGUUGGUGUGUCUGUCUGAUGUCAACUUCUGAGCCAAAACCAUGAAUGAUUCUAGGGAUAUAAAAUAUUUGUAAUGCCA